Messenger RNA from Pseudonaja textilis, 1242 nucleotides. The record is from RefSeq and is a predicted model, not a curated record. Lineage: Eukaryota; Metazoa; Chordata; Lepidosauria; Squamata; Elapidae.
UUUAUCGAAACAAAGGAUAUUUUUUUCCCCUAAAUAUCCAGGUAUCUCUUGCAUCACGAAUCGUGCCCAGCCCUGACUGGUUUGUGGGCAUUGAGAAUUUUAAUUUGUGUGACAAGAAUGGCUGGAAGCGCCGUGUCUCCAUAGACCUAUUUCCAUAUGACGCUGGAACGGAUAGUGGCUUUACAUUUUCCUCACCCAACUUCGCCACAAUCCCUCGCGAUACAAUCACGGAAAUCACCUGUUCUUCCCCAAGUCAUCCUGCCAACUCCUUUUAUUACCCCAAACUUAAGGCUCUGCCGCCAAUUGCCCGGGUGACCAUGGCAAAACUCAAAAGAAAAAAAUUGGGCUUUCUCUUCUCUCAACCAAACGUCACAACUACAGAUAACGAAGUACAGGAUUCUGUCUCAGAAACACCCUUGGAUUGUGAGACCUCUCUGUGGUCUUCGUGGGGCCUUUGCCGUGGCACCUGUGGAAAUUUAGGAACGAAAAAGCGGACUCGGUACGUACUUCUCCAGCCGGCCAACCAUGGGACCCCCUGCCCAGACCUCAGCGAAGAGACACACUGUGAACCGGAUAACUGUGUCUGAGAUAUUAUCUUUGGACAAUCCUUUACCUCAUGUAAUUUGGGGGAUAUUUAAGAUAUCUCUCCGUUGAUAUUUUUUUUUAUAGCUCAAGAGCAGUCUAUCCAUCUAUCCAUCCAACAGAGAGAUCUACUUAGGUAUCUGUGCUUUCUACACAUUUAUUGUGAGUUCCUACAGUGCCACCUAGUGGUCAGAAACAGUAGCAAUACUAGUAGUAACUCUAAUAGUAAAAUGUUACCAACAUCUGUAUGGAGAAAAGAGGCAGGCGGGGAUCUUUUCAUUUCUGCUCAUUCUGGCAUUUAUUUAAUGCAUCUGGGGAAUAAUGAUCUCAUUUCUACUGACUUAUAUAAUAUGCCGGAGAAUUAAACGUACACAGUUUGAGGGAGAAUCAACUUGAAGGAAAAAAGAAAACCAAGUUUUUCUCAAGAGUACGAGAAAAAGCAGAGAAGAUUUUUUUUGGAGGGGUAAUUCUAGAAUUUUUAAGCUGUGGUUUGAAAGGUCUAUGGUGAAAGCUCUUGGCAAGCUCUUUCUUUUAUGCAGAUUUCUGUGAACUUUGUCCCAUUUUGUGAAGAGCCAAGAAAGCCCAAAAGGAGAACUGUAAAAACAAUUUGCUGAAAAGUUUGUGUACCAAGGCAUAGGAUAUACUUCCUCUAUACUUCCA